AUGACCAUAUUGGGCCUCCUAGAUCUCUUAGUUGCUUUCAGUGCCAUUGAGUAUGACAAAGGUGAAAAUGGGGAACCAUAUCAGAGGAGAAAAGUUGUGGGAAAUAGUCAGCCGGAUCUUCCAGAACUAUCCCAGACCCUCAAAGACAGCAUUCCUGUUCCAGCAAACAGCAGUUGGAGGCGGAUCAUGCUGCUCAUCUUAGCAAUAACAAUACACAAUAUUCCUGAGGGUUUGGCUGUUGGUGUUGGAUUUGGUGCUGUUGGGAAGUCACCGUCUGCAACUUUUGAAAGUGCAAGGAAUUUAGCAAUUGGAAUUGGAAUUCAGAAUUUUCCAGAAGGGCUGGCUGUCAGCCUUCCCUUGCAUGGGGCUGGAUUUUCAACAUGGAGAGCAUUCUGGUAA
Python bivittatus (Burmese python) is the source of this 399-nucleotide messenger RNA. NCBI's taxonomy places the organism in Eukaryota, Metazoa, Chordata, Lepidosauria, Squamata, Pythonidae. The record is from RefSeq and is a predicted model, not a curated record.